Meloidogyne enterolobii is the source of this 423-nucleotide messenger RNA. Lineage: Eukaryota; Metazoa; Nematoda; Chromadorea; Rhabditida; Meloidogynidae. The record is from the annotation of a GenBank genome assembly.
AUGGGGAAAUUAAAGGCUUGGGGUUGUUGUGAAGUAAUUCAGAAAGUUGGGGAAUUGGAUAUUAAAUUGGAUGCUUUAUGGCAAGCAAUGGUUUAUUGUUUUUUGAAGGAAAAUGGGAAGGAGAAAAAAUCAAAAAAGAAACAGCAACACCUUCUAGUCCCUUUUUCAAUUGGAAAGCUUUAUGUUGGCCCAAGAUUGUUAACGAAUGAGUUGGAAGAUGAAACGGCUUUAAGAAUGCAUUUUUCAAUUAAACUGGAUGAAGGAAUGGCAAGGGGAAAUUUUUGGAUUGAAGAAAAAGGAAGGAAUAAUAGAGAAGAGAUUUUGAUGUUUGGAGAAGAUUUGCUUUUUAGAAAGCUGGAUAUUGGGGAAAUAGAUAAGAUUGAAAUGAAAAUUGAUAAUAAUUUUGAUUCUGAUGUAAGUUAA